Molecule: messenger RNA, 1833 nt
Organism: Fusarium mangiferae
Lineage: Eukaryota; Fungi; Ascomycota; Sordariomycetes; Hypocreales; Nectriaceae
Exons: 2
Coding region: 1-1833 (610 amino acids)
Biological process (GO): positive regulation of actin filament depolymerization; actin filament depolymerization
Cellular component (GO): cortical actin cytoskeleton
Molecular function (GO): actin filament binding
Source: RefSeq, a predicted model, not a curated record
AUGGCUUCUCCAUCCAUCACUCUCGACCGCAUCCUUGCGGCAGUCCCAGUCACAAACCGUGGUCAGCCAACUCAGAUCUCGGCCGACUCCAAGGGUCAACGGAUAGCUUAUCCUUGCGGAAAAUCCAUAUUUGUUCGCUCCAUCGACAACCCUUCGGACGCAAAGGAAUACACUGGCCACACCGCCCCUACAACCGUUGCUCGAUUUGCUCCCAAUGGCUUCAAGGUCGCCAGUGGCGACUCAAGCGGAAUGCUGAAGGUGUGGGAGCCCGAGUCUAUCGAGAGUACCAGGGGCGAGUACGGAAUCAUCUCUGGUCGUCUGAACGAUAUUGCCUGGGACGGCGAGUCGCAACGUGUUAUUGCUGUUGGCGAUGGUCGCGAGCAAUUCGGUCGCUGCAUUACAGCUGAUAGCGGCAACUCGGUUGGUGAGAUCAUCGGUCACUCCAAGUCCGUCAAUGCCGUCGCAAUGAAACCUCAACGCCCUUUCCGUGCCGCUACGGUUGGCGACGAUGGCAACAUGGUCUUCUACCAUGGAGCCCCAUACAAGUUCAACAACAAGAGCGCUCAACAUACUGGUUUUGUUCUGGGCGCUGCUUAUUCUCCUGAUGGGAGCUCUUUGGUUACAGUCGGUGCCGACAAGAGGAUACAGCUCUACGAUGGGAAGACGGGUGAGCCCACCAAAGAGAUUGGGCAGGGUGAGCACUCGGGAAGUAUUUUUGCCGUAUCAUGGUCGCCAGAUGGCAAGAAGUUCGUCACCGCUAGUGCUGAUCAAAGUGUAAAGCUUUGGGAUGUCGAUGCAGGCAGCGUCAUCCAAACUUGGAAGUUUGGAGAGGAUGUCAGCGUGGGUGACCAGCAAGUUGGUGUUGUAUUUGUUCCCGGCCGCAGUGACGGCCUCAUCAUUAGCCUCAGCCUUGCAGGCAACCUCGCGUACUUGACUGAGGGCAAGCCGGAACCUGUCCGCGUUGUAUAUGGUCACGGAAAGAGCAUAACCGCUUUGUCAACUGGAUCUGACGGCAAGGGUGCCGACCUCUGGACUGGCAGCUUUGACGGCCGGGUAUGUCACUGGGACGUUAAUUCGGGGAUUGCUACGGUUGUCGAUGGCCAAGCACAUACAAACCAGGUCGCUCAGUUUGCCACUGCCGAUGGCAAGGUACUCAGUGCUGGAUGGGAUGAUACUCUCAGAAUUGUUGACGAGCCGGCCAAGACCUUCUUGGGUACUUCCAUCAAGCUACAGGCACAACCUAAAGGUGUAAGUGCGGCGAACGGACUUGUCUAUGCCGCGACUUAUUCCGGUGUCUCCGUGUACUCUGGCGAAAAGCUGGUCAGCGAGCAGUCUUUUGACUUUACCCCUGGUGCUAUUGCCGCAUCCGGGUCGUUCGUUGCCAUCGGAGCCAACGAUAACUGCGUCCGUAUUUACAACGCCAGUUCAAAUGGUAAGCUCGAAGAAGUCAAGUCGCUGAGUAACCCAACUGGCACUAUCUCUGCGCUUGCUUUUUCCAAGGGAGGCUCGCAUCUAGCCGCUGGAAACAGUGUCGGAAAGAUCUAUGUUUACAGCACUGGGAGCUGGGAAUUGGUCGCAGACCGAUGGUCUGCUCACACUGCUCGAGUAACAGCUAUUGCCUGGGACGACACAGGCGCCUACGCUGCUAGUGGUAGCCUUGAUACAAACGUCUUUAUCUGGUGUCUUGAAAAGAGGAACCAGGGUAAGCGAAUCAAGGCUGCUAACGCUCACAAGGACGGCGUCAAUGGGGUUGCCUGGGUCGAAGGUGGCAGAGUUGCUAGUGCUGGAGGGGAUGCCAAUGUAAAGAUCUGGAAGGUUCAGAAUUUGCCCUGA